CGCCAGUCGCCGCCCAUGGGCAGGGCGUUUUGAGUAAUAAUGUGACAAAGCCGCCAUUCGGCAUGGUACGGUUUUGCAGCCCGGUCACGUUUGCAUCGGCAUGGCCCUUGAUUCUGCUUUUGUGCAGGUGCUGGUCAAGUUCUACUGCAACGUGAACUGGACGCAGCACGGCCAAUGGGUGGGCUGGCUACAGGAGACCACAUUGAUCAGAUCCACUGCAGGAUAGGAUGAUGUGAUGACUUGGCUGCAUUCCAUCCAUGUUUGCCCCUGCCUGUGGUCGGUUUUUUUUUUUCCCCCUCCAGCCGCAUGUGGUAGGCUCGUCGGGUGCGCUGGGCGAGUGGAAUGCCCGCGGCGCACUGCCGCUGUUCGCAGAGGGCACCUUCCCAUGGUUCACGGGCCAGGUAUGUACAGAGCCCAGCCAGCAAAAGGCGAAGCCAAGGAGACCACGGGAUCUGCUGCAUCCAUCAUGGCAUGGUGUCACCCCUUUCUGUCAGGUGACGGUGCAGCGUGGGACCCAUGAGUGGAAGGUAACGGCAGAGCAGACCGCAGAGACGCCACAUGGGGGCAAUGACACCAGUGACCUGAUCUCUUUAAGUGUUUGGUGGCUCUGUGUUCUGUGGUUGUGGCGUGUGUGCAGUUGAUAGUCAAGGAGCGUGACGGCGGAGUGGUGUGGGAGGGCGGUACCAACCGGCUGCUCGAGAUCGAGACCUACUGCCCGUUCCCCUCGUCCGCGCACGACCCCCUUACGCCCCCGCCCAACGUGCUGUCCACCACACCCACCCCCAACGGCAUAGUCUUCAUGCAGGUCCACUGGGGCCAGCCGUCGCCGCGCAUCCUCCUCCACAUCCCCGCCACCAACCCCAUGUCGGCCUCCUCGCCGCAGCAGUCCAUCGCACGCGCGCCGUCGCUGCCCCUGCCACACACACAGGUGACGUGACUGACGUGUGUGCAGAGAGAGAUAAAGUUGGGCGCUCUCAUCGAUGCUCUGCCCGCCAAAUGCAAUCGAUGCAGGCAAUUUCGCGGUAUGAUAGUGGGCGCCGUUCUCCGCCGUCUGCGUUGGCCGCUCCCCCUGUGGCAGUGACUGAGACCCUCCCAGCCCCGCCCAAGCAGCAGCCACAGCAGCACCAGCAGCACCAGCAACACCAGCAGCAGGCCAGAGAGCAAGACACCAACAGCACCAUACCUGAGGUGCCAUUCCAGGCGCUGACCGACCCAGACAGCAACACCAUCAACAGCAGCACCAAGCCGGUUGUGGCGAUGGCGGUGGUGGCCACCAGUGGGUCGUCAUCAUCUCGUCAGCAUGCGGGGAGCCAGGCUGUGGUGGCGAAGCUGGACAAGGGCGUCCAGGGGCAGGGGGGCGGUGCCUGUGGUGGGGGUGACGGUGGGCGUAAGGAGGAGAUAGAUGGGGUGCGGCUGCAGCUGGAUAGACUGGCUGACCAGAUGGGCACCAUGGUACGAGAGAGGGAGGGAGGGGGGCGAUAGAUAGCGACGCGCAUUGUGUGUGGUGUUGGUGUUGGUGUGGUGUCUGUCUGUCUGUCUGUCUGCAGACGUGUUUGUAUGAGUCGCUGCUGUUGGAGACCAAGCAGCUGGUAAGCAGGAUGGAUGCAUCCGAUGUUACACACAUAUGGAUGACGACCAAUGGACGGACGAACGGGUGUCUGCAGAGCUCUCGUGUAGACGAGUUGACCGCCGCUGAGGCGGCAACCUUGGAAGCCGCAAAUACCGCAGUCAAGAGGUCACAAUGAGACAAACAUUCAACACGUGAUGACGAACACACCACGCCGAACGUCUCAUUGUUUGUGUCUUUCUUAUCCAUCAGGGAGUUUCCCCCGGCACCGUUCGCCAUGCCGCCCUUCCCCUUCUACGCCCACCCAUACGCAGCCCCCUACGCCCCAUACCUUUACACACACCCCCACCCUCAACCGCACCUAACAAACGCCCCACCACAGCCGAUCUACGAGGAACUCCGCACACUGCUGACCCGGCAGCAGCAGCAGCAGCAGCAGCAGCCACAGCCACAGCAGACGGAGCCCCACCCUUACACAGCCAACAGAGCCAUGGAGGGGCAGACAUUGCUAGCAGAGGAGGGGCAGGAGGAGCACGGGCAGCACAGCGAGCCGGCGAGACGCAUGAAUCUCUUCCGUCACCAUCAGGAGUCGGCAGCCGCGCUCGAGACAUUCCACCUCACCCGCGCCAAGCAGACCAGUGCAGUGCCGUCCAAGGUGCCCGCGCCCUUUCUCAUCAAGCAGGAGGACAUCUCACCGUCCCUCUCGCCCCCCGCCGUGCCCACGGAGACCUCGCCCAGCUGCCAGCUGCAGGGCCUGUCGCCGCCCGUGGUGCCCACCACCACAACAAACGAUACACGCAAGGACACCAUCCACGUGAACGUCUCACCCCCACUCCCGAUCCCGGUGCCAGUGGGUGGUGCUGGUGCUCCCGGUGGUGGUGGCGGGGUCAAGGGCAAGAGGGGCGGGCCUGUGUUGGGUACUAGUGGUGGUGUGGUGAAGGAGGCCGGGCUGCCGCGGUUUGGGAUAGGGGGCGAUCGCGAUGAGGGGCCGGUGGUGGGAGGAGGGGCAGAGAGAGGCAAGGGGGAGGCAAAGUUGGAAGACGGAGGAGGGUAUGUAGAUGUCAAGGAUAGGGAGAAUUUCCGCCGUCGGUGGCAGGUGGACCCCGUCAGCGCCGGCAGCAAGGGCAAACUCUCAGGUGACACACAUACACACACAUAAUACUGCCGUCCAUCCAUGUGGAUUGCUCCUGAUUGCUCCUCCCCCAGGCCCGACUCUCUCACUGUCGCCCCCGUUCCUGACCUACAAUGUGUCCGCCAAGGCCCCCACGGCCAUCGAACCGAAAGAACCCAAAGGCCCCGCACCAGCCCCCCUGCGACCGCCCAAGCAGGCCCUCUCCCCGCCCUCCCUGCCAUCGCCCCUCUCACACAACGUCACUGUCCCGCCCGUCACGCCCACCAAGACGGCCGUCAGCAAAAACCCCAGCAACCUGCGACACGCCAAAGGAGCACCCAAGAAACCUGCCUUCAAUGCACUGGUGGUUGAGAAGGGGCGAGACGCCAGUGGCAGCGGCAGUGGCAGUGGCAGCAACGAGUCGGAGCGUCGGCUUGGUUCGCGGUUGGUGGUGGCCAAGGCGGCGGCGGCGGCUGCUGCUGCUGGUGGUGUGGGUGGUGUGGGUGAGUUGCCUGUGACGGGAGGGAGUGGUGGGUCGACGGGCAGCCUUAGCGGUGUGGCGGUGUACGAUUUGGAGGACAACGACGCCAAGAGUGAGAUCAACAUGGACGGACGGGGCGGCGAGGACGAUGCCGACAUCGACCUCAGAGGAUGGUACAUCCCCCCUACCGUCAAGACAGAACGAGACACCCACCGAGACCGACACACGAGCUCUCUCUCUCUCUCUGUGUGUGUGUGUGUGUGUGUGGUUGUCCACCAUCCAUCAGGGAUAUCGAGCUGAUCCCCGGUGCCACCCCGCGACCCUUCGGCAGCCAGGACCUAGAGGUAGACGGAGAUGGCAUUGGGGGUGGCGAUGGUGAUGGUGCCGAGGAUGGUGAGGACGGCUACGGCACGUAUGAGAGACACGAUAGCACCUCGCGGCACAUGGAGGGCCACCAGGGCAGCCUCAGCCGCCUGCAAAGCCGACUGAUGCGGGACCCAUUCACCGUCGGCAAGAUGAACCAGUCUUACGAAGUCAUGUGAACGGGACGGGAGAGAGAGAGAGAGGGAAACAGGUAGGGAGACGUAGAU
Molecule: messenger RNA, 3749 nt
Organism: Vitrella brassicaformis
Lineage: Eukaryota; Vitrellaceae
Source: the annotation of a GenBank genome assembly